This is a messenger RNA of Nestor notabilis (Kea), 1040 nucleotides long. It is a transcript of the gene LCMT2, whose product is annotated as leucine carboxyl methyltransferase 2. Gene Ontology annotation, biological process: tRNA methylation; wybutosine biosynthetic process. The record is from RefSeq and is a predicted model, not a curated record. Lineage: Eukaryota; Metazoa; Chordata; Aves; Psittaciformes; Psittacidae. Gene Ontology annotation, molecular function: protein binding; tRNA methyltransferase activity.
GAGUCAUUACCUUUUCUGGAAAGGAUUAUAAAUUACUGGGAGUGGAUUUGUCAGAGCUGUCUCAGCUGGAGAGAGCCCGUGGAAUGGACAGUGAAAUGCCCACCCUCUUUGUAGCAGAGGUGGUGCUCACCUACAUGGAAAAUAGCAGGUCUGAUGCCCUGAUUCAGUGGGCAGCAGAGCAUUUCUCUCGGGUGUGCUUUCUGCUGUAUGAGCAGAUGCACCCAGAGGACCCCUUUGGACAUGUCAUGCAGCAGCAUUUUAACCAGCUGAACUCUACACUUCAUUCUGUGGCACAGUACCCUGAUUGUGAGGCACAGCAGAAGCGCUUCUUGACAAAGGGCUGGACUGAGUGCAGUGUCAUGGAUAUGAAUGAGUUUUUCACCUGUUGUACUCCAGAAGAUGAGCAGCAAAGAGUGCAGGCUCUGGAGCCUUUUGAUGAAUAUGAGGAAUGGCAUCUGAAAUGUUCUCAUUACUUUGUCUUGACUGCAUCAAAGGGGAUGGAACCUUCCUGGACGCCGUUGUUACCCAGCAUGACAGUUCCUCAUGGUGCUGUUGGGAUGGCUGGGAGUGUCCCUGCAGUGUGUGUGAUGCGCUCUGACACUUCUGGCCUGAGACGUUACGGUCACCGCUCUGUUCUUCUAAAACCCGAUGUGAUCCUCGUCACUGGAGGCUUUGGGGAGGAGGAUGGACAACACUGCCGGAUGAGGAAUUUUCAUGUGCUAAUAAAACAUGCAGGCUGCUGGAAAGCUGGCUGUGUGAAGAAAGAAAAUCUUGAUGAGCGGCUGUACCAUACUGUGUCAUGUGUCUCCAACAGUCUGGCCCUGGUGGUAGGAGGACGAACAUCCCCAUCGAGUGCAGGUUUGGGAAUGUUGUGGCUGAAGUUCCAUGAAACCUGUAAUGCCUCAGACCCAGGUGACGUUACAGUGGAGCUUCUAAGUCUGCAGCCUGCUGCUGAGCCAGCUGCUUUGCGUUGGAGACACAGCACAACUGAAGUGAUGUUCAAAGGUAAAAAACCCAGAAAUGGCUGUAGGCAUGCCGAA